GUUCGCGAAGAAACAAAGGCCUUGUCAAGCGCUUUUUCUUAGAAGUGAAACGUCCGCGACAAGGCCUCAUCCAGCGGCUUUAGCCUAGGCAUUAGCGCCUUACCGCAUGGCGUCAAGUGUUUUUGGAGAAGUUUGUUUCGCCAUCAACCUCUGGCUUUGGCUUCCCCUCCUGGCCAGCAUGGAGCAGUUUGAAGGCCUGACCCCAGUCCAGACAGUGGAGGAGGUCAGUAGACUGUUGAACUGUCCUCCCACCUUCGCACAGGUGGCUGAGUACCUUGACAAACAGGACCCUCUGAAACCACUUCGAGGAGAGUUCUUUCUGCCCAAGGUGUCUGAGCUGCCCACCUCUGACUUGUCUGUUGCUGAUGGCUCUGCUGACUGUAUUUACCUGGUGGGCAACUCCUUGGGACUACAGCCCAGACUGGCCCCACAGUACCUGCAGGAGGAGCUGGACAAAUGGGCCAAAACAGGUGUGCACGGUCACACAGAUGGCCCUCGACCCUGGGCCUGGGCAGAGAACAACCUAGAGCAGAUGAUGGCUGAUAUAGUGGGUGCAAAAAGGGAGGAGGUGGCUUUAAUGAAUGGAUUAACAGUAAACCUGCACUUACUUCUGCUUUCUUUCUACAAACCCACUUCAUCUCGACAUAAAAUUCUCCUGGAGGCCAAAGCCUUUCCAUCUGACCACUAUGCUGUGGAGUCUCAGAUCCGACUGCGAGGGUUUAACCCUGAGGAGAGCAUGCUCCUGGUGUCACCCAGGCCUGGAGAGGAGACGCUGCGGACAAAGGACAUUCUGGACGUGAUAGAGAAGGAGGGACAGUCCAUCGCAGUGGUGAUGUUCAGUGGAGUUCAGUACUACACCGGACAGCUUUUUGACAUGGCCGCCAUCACAGAGGCUGGACACAAGAAGGGCUGUUACGUGGGCUUUGACUGCGCUCAUGCUGCGGGGAACGCUCUGCUGAAGCUCCAUGACUGGGGAGUGGACUUCGCCUGCUGGUGCUCCUACAAGUAUUUGAACUCUGGAGCUGGAGGUUUGGCAGCAGCUUUUAUCCACGAGAAGCACAAAGACACCAUCAGACCAGCGCUGACAGGGUGGUGGGGUCAUGACCUCAAAACACGCUUCAACAUGAGCAACGUGAUGGAGCUGCAGCCGGGAGUGAGUGGAUUCAGAUUGUCAAACCAGCCCAUUCUGUUGGUGUGCCCCCUGCAGGCCAGCUUAGAGGUGUUUCACAAAGCAGGCAUGGCGGCUCUAAGGAGGAAGUCCUUGUUACUGACGGGGUAUCUGGAGUACUUGAUCCUGCACUACUACAGCCAAGACCCCUCUCAGCCCCACAAGCCUUAUGUGCACAUCAUCACCCCCUCGGACCCCCAGCAGAGGGGCUGUCAGCUGUCCCUCUGCUUCUCCCUGCCCAUACGCCGAGUGUUCCAGGAACUGGAGAGGAGGGGAGUUGCUUGUGACAUGCGUGAGCCCAGUGUUCUGCGGGUGGCUCCUGUUCCUCUGUACAACUCCUUCAGUGACGUGCACCGCUUCAUCGAGACACUGGGGAGCGCUCUGAAGGCCAGCUGCUCCUGAGGGGUCACACAGGAAGAAACCCUACUCAAGUAUUAUUGAACAAACGAGGUCAAAAGCUAUUUGAGAUUAAGAAAAAGGCAUAUACUAUAAUUGAUCAUGUAAUCAAAGAUACCAUGUUUGCAGAAGGGGCGUGGACUUAAGGGCCCUCACUGUUUACAAUUGUAUACCAUAACAGUAUAUUAAUUAACAGGAGUAUUAUGUAGGGGACUUUCUCCCAUGUUAAAAUAUCUGUCUCAUCAAAAACAUGCCUGUAGAGGUUCUAUGUCAUUCAUGCAUGUUGGAGUAAUCUUAGAAUUUCUAUUAAAACUGUUAGCUGCAAGGAGCCCACAAGUCUACCUCAUGUUAUUUUAGCAAUUAAUACGCCUUAGAAGUGUUUAAGAAAUUGGAUAGAUGCUUGAAUCAAGUAAAUCAACCAAUAAACAGUUCUACCUC
This is a messenger RNA of Boleophthalmus pectinirostris (great blue-spotted mudskipper), 2002 nucleotides long. RefSeq names its product kynureninase (gene kynu). Lineage: Eukaryota; Metazoa; Chordata; Actinopteri; Gobiiformes; Gobiidae. Gene Ontology annotation, molecular function: pyridoxal phosphate binding; kynureninase activity. Bases 107 to 1570 code for a protein of 487 amino acids. The record is from RefSeq and is a predicted model, not a curated record. Gene Ontology annotation, cellular component: cytoplasm. The transcript has 14 exons. Gene Ontology annotation, biological process: NAD+ biosynthetic process.